AUGCAUGAGCUGUUACUCUUCGCCUCGGUCCCCGCCCACCAGCAUCAUGAGCUUCUCCAGCAGCUGGCCGGCUUGACGGCCAUGCAACCUCGUCACCGCUUAGAACGGCGUUUGAUCUUCAAGGCUCACCGGAAGCCGGGGCUGAUCAAUACCCAUGUCGGCGCCAGCCAGGACGUCCAGGGCCCGGACAUGCAGCGCCUGAAUAAGAUGCUGAACGGAGGCAUGUUCUACACCCAGGUCGUCGGCCCCGUGUCCCCGGCGGAUCUGGGUGCCAGCCCGCCGCCAACCUCGCUCGGAGAUACUGACGCCUCCAUGGCUGGCACCGACGAGAAGGGCGGCCACGUUUACUGCUACGAUCACCAGCCCUGGAAGCUGGAGUUCAGAGACAUCCCCGAGGCCGGCACUCGGUCGGCCGUCACCACCCGACUGACGGCCAGCGCCGGUCUGCCCAAAGGUGAUAUCUCCACCCCCAUGAAUGCCUGGGGCUAUAGCUAUGUUACCGAGUACAUGGUGGAGGGCGAUGUCUUCAUCCUGAACGACAUCGUCAUCUUUCUCCAUCGCGUCCUGCAGUAUCCCACCGAGGGUCAAGAACCACAUGAACCUCGGCGUCAGCUGCCUCCCUUCCAGCAAAUGACCUCCCUGGAUCGAACCGGGAGCUACGUGCUGCAGGCCUCCAUUACGGUCCAGGAUGGCGGCAACCAAGAAAUGAUGAAGACGGCUUCGCAGCAUCUGUUUGGUCUUCGAGAACAGCUGAAGUCGGCCGUCCGGCUGGAACAGGCGGAUCGACUCUCUCUGGACACGCGAGCCAAAUAG
Messenger RNA from Aspergillus steynii IBT 23096, 813 nucleotides. RefSeq names its product mediator of RNA polymerase II transcription subunit 18. The record is from RefSeq and is a predicted model, not a curated record. Gene Ontology annotation, cellular component: mediator complex; core mediator complex. The transcript is spliced from 2 exons. Lineage: Eukaryota; Fungi; Ascomycota; Eurotiomycetes; Eurotiales; Aspergillaceae. Gene Ontology annotation, molecular function: transcription coregulator activity. Gene Ontology annotation, biological process: termination of RNA polymerase II transcription; regulation of transcription by RNA polymerase II. The coding region runs from base 1 to 813 and encodes 270 amino acids.